Fimicolochytrium jonesii is the source of this 1647-nucleotide messenger RNA. RefSeq lists its product as uncharacterized. NCBI's taxonomy places the organism in Eukaryota, Fungi, Chytridiomycota, Chytridiomycetes, Spizellomycetales, Powellomycetaceae. The coding region runs from base 293 to 1495 and encodes 400 amino acids. The transcript is spliced from 2 exons. The record is from RefSeq and is a predicted model, not a curated record.
CCGACUGCUAAAAUAUUCUUGGGAAAGAGAGCAAAGAGAACGCUCUGAGGCUUGAGCGGACUGACAAAAACAUAACCCCCAUCGCUCAACGGCACCCCCCAACUUUCGUCCGGCCUCGUUUUCUACGUUCUCGCAGGCUCUCGAAAUAAAGUGACCUCUCCUCUCUCCAAGGCAUUCUUUCGCUCGCUGGACGACGACUCAAUACCACCCACGCCCCAAGCAACCUGAAAAUCUCCCUCAUCUCAUAGGGGCACGGCAAAACGAAAUCUGAUCUAGUACAUACCACCACAAGAUGGCCACCCCGUCCGUAAACCUCCAAAAUGCGUGCGCCAUGGGCUACCUCGCCUCAACAAAGACAACAGACCCGUUAGCAGCAAUGGCCUUCUGCCAAAAGGAGUUCACCGACUUUGGCGUUAACGUCGCUUACACCGUCGGGCCGAAAUUUGGUGGACCUUCCCUCGUCCUGGGAGCUUGUCUGCCGUUUCUAGCCAUUUCGUUCAUCGUCGCCAUAAUACGUCUGUGGAAGCGAAUGAGCCUGAGAGCGGCGUUUUUGAUGCUGGCUGUCGCGGGAAAUGUGUGUUUCAUGACUGCGAUCAUGAUAGCGACCGUCAAGCCGCCUGCAUCCAUUUUCACCGAUAAGCUUGGUGUUCUCGGUCUUUUGACCAUUCUGACAUUCGUGACAAUGGCAGCGAUCAUCCGGUCCUCGAUCCUCAUGAAAGAGAGCCGACGCAAACUCUUUGUCGGAAUCACCUGUGGUGCCCUCGCGAUCUACGGCGGCGGUCUCGUCUACCUUGCCCUCAAGGAAAUCAACGACUCCCCAACAGUGCCUACCCGCUUCAGUGUUCGCUUCGUCGGGUUUUUCUAUAUCCCUUUGAUCGUGUACAUCAUCGCCGGUCUGUUUUGCUUCUCGUGGAACUUGCCCAAGCACUGGGGCGCGACGAACGUCUCGGGAAACAAUGGCGGCAGCUCCCGUGUUGCGGCUAUGAUACGGACCCUCAGGGUUGUCAACGACUUUAUGAUGGGAUUCGUUCUCGUCGUGUGUUUGAGCGAGUUGGCUGUCGUGUUCCCAUUGCGAACCUCCGACUUUGGCAACCCGUCCGCCUGCCUGCACAUGACACUCAUUCUCUUCCUCGAAAACAUGUUCGAAACCGUUUCCAACCUCCUCAAAAACAACCAUGCCUUCAUCACUCGCAUGCAAGAAUCCGUUGUCAAAUCCGGCACCCGCAACGCCAACAACACCAACUCACCCCACAUCGCCAACAACCGGCACAACAGCGAGGCUUACAACAUGGGAUCCCACCAGCACGGCCUGUCCUCGUCUACCGUCCUCUCUGAGAGCUGGGUAGAGGAUCCCGAGGCUCGAGGAUACGAGGCGCCGAUGGAGCGCGAGAUGGCGCAUGCUGGGCAGAUGGCGCAUGGUGGGCAAAUGGCGUAUGCCGGGCAGAACAAGUAUGGAACGCAGAGCUAUGAGGACUGGCAGCAAAGGCGGUAUUAGAUCUUAGAUCCAUGCGGACACGUCCCCCUUUCAUCGGCGUAGUUUUUUUCCCACUCUUCUAUGUAGAGGGCCCUACUUCCCAGUGUGCUAGUGUAGACACCCAGAGAUAUAGGCCCACGCUACCUUUCGUUUACAGCAGAUGUAGGGCGUCA